This is a messenger RNA of Strongylocentrotus purpuratus (purple sea urchin), 9566 nucleotides long. RefSeq lists its product as uncharacterized. NCBI's taxonomy places the organism in Eukaryota, Metazoa, Echinodermata, Echinoidea, Camarodonta, Strongylocentrotidae. The transcript is spliced from 13 exons. Gene Ontology annotation, cellular component: nucleolus; small-subunit processome. Bases 270 to 7010 code for a protein of 2246 amino acids. The record is from RefSeq and is a predicted model, not a curated record. Gene Ontology annotation, biological process: rRNA processing. Gene Ontology annotation, molecular function: DNA binding; RNA binding.
UACAAAUUGCAAUAGCGGCGUCCGUCCAUGAGGUUUGUGCAUGUACGUGUACUGUAUGAAUAAAAAACGUGCAAUUUUACAUGUGUACACUGUAGACUGGUUCAAUUCUAGAAAGCUGUGCCAGGCCAAGUCAUUCUUUACGAUAAUUACAUCAUUUUUGAGCUGAGAUGAGCAUCGAAAUCCAUGUAUGGAUCUGAAAUUCUGCUGAGCUGUAAAUACAGACGAUGAUAGAUUAAUUGCAUUUUCGUGAGAUAACAAAAGAAAGCAGGAUGGAGGAAGAUUUUCCAAGAGGAGCUGUAAUUAGACGUGCUACAAGAUCAACGGAUGAAAAAAAGAAGUGCUUUGUACAAUUGGGUGUGAAACGUAGCCUUGAAGAUGUCCUGUUUAAGGAUUCAGAGCAAGCGACUCCCAGCAAGGGAAAGAAGAAGAAGAAGACAAAGAAGAGUGAAGGUGAAGAGACGGAAGAACCAGACCUUGAAGAAGAGUUUGAAGGAGCAACAGAAACAGAGGGUUUCAUUCCUAAGACACUCACAUCCAAGACCCUGAGUGAAGGCAUGCUAGUGCUAGCGGUCGUACAGGAGAUCCACGAGUAUGAAAUUGUUCUGAGUCUUCCAAACGGUCAGACAGCAUUUGUUCAGAUCACAGACGUUUCAUCUUUCUUCACACAACAGCUUCAGGAGCUGAAUGAAUCUAACGGUGCUGAAGAUCAGGAUCUUCCAAACAUCCAAGACGUGUAUCAGGUCGGGAACCUAGUCCCUUGUAAGGUCAAGUCUCUAGGGGCAUCCAAGGAUGGCCACCGGCGCAUCCAGGCCUCUCUCGAUUACAAAGAAGUCAACUCAGAACUUGGUAUCUCUUUCAUCAAAGCAGGCAUGACCCUUCAUGGCUGCGUGUCCAGUGUGGAAGAUCACGGCUACACGAUCGACCUCGGCAUCAGAGGCACCAACGCUUUCCUGGCCAAGGAGGAGGCCACCAAGGGCGCCAAAGGCAGGAAGGGUGAGACCAUGAAGACGGGGAAGCUUGUGACAUGUCUUGUCAAGGCAGUCAAGGCCAAUGGACGCUCCAUCAUCCUGACCUUUGACCCGGAGAGGUUAAAAUCCUGUAAAGCUACCAAGGCGACACAUACCACGUUUUCAUCUCUGAUACCGGGCACAAGACUAGAUGCUAUGGUUACAAAGGUACUUUCAAACUCCCUGAUCAUGGACAUCUUUGGUCUGUACAAGGGCUGUGUAGACCCCAUCCACCUCAAGGAUACUGUAGAUGAACUCACCAAGUAUGAUAUUGGUCAAAAGCUGGUGGCUGUUGUUCUGUAUAACUGCCCCACCACCAAGUCCAUCGGGCUCAGCCUGAACCCAGCUCAUCACAAAACGACCUUUGACCCUGCCACUGAUGUGAUCCGUGACCUUUCACCUGGUGACAUCAUUGAAGCUGCAUUGGUGGUCAGAGUUCAGGAGAAGGAGAAUCUAAUUGUGCAGCUGAAUCCAAAGACGAGAGGCAUUGUAUAUCAUUCCCAUGGCAGUGAUGACAAGCAGAAGAGGUACAGUCCAGCCAGCGUUGGGGAGAAGGUCAGAUGCCGCAUCCUGAGCUUCAACCUCUUUGACCGGCUGGCCAUCGUCUCCAUGAGGAAGUCCAUCUUGGACAAGCCCUUCCUCGGGAUCAACGAUGUUAAGCCAGGCAUGCUGGUCAAGGGAGUGAUCGAGUCUGUGAUGUCGAGAGGAGUAGCUGUCAAGAUCCAAGAUCGGAUCCAUGGUUUUGUUCCAAGAACCCACCUUGCUGACAUUCCUGUACAAAAGCCACAAGAACGAUUCACUAUCGGAUCAGAAAUCGAACUGAGGGUCCUCCUUGUGGAACCUGCCAAGAGGCGCGUCCUUCUGACCCACAAGAAGACCAUGGUCAAAUCAAGCCUACCAUUCCUGGCCUCUUACGCCCAACCCAAGCUGGGCAUGUGGAUCCAUGGCUGUGUCGUGGCCGUCAAGGACUUUGGCUGCAUCGUCUCGUUCUACAAUGAUGUCAAAGGCAUCAUCCCGAGGGCCGAGCUGGGAAUGGACGAAAGCUCGUCUCCCACAGACAACUUCUACGUUGGCCAAGUUCUGAAGUGUCGCGUCCUCAGAACGCACAGUCCCGAAAGCAAGAAGCUGGCGCUCUCCCUCAGGAAAGACGGCCGGAAAGAACGGGAAUCCUUUGAGGCCGGAAAGGAAUCGGAACCCAGCACAUCGAGGAUGAUGGAUUCGAUUGCGAGUGAGGGAUCAUCAGAAAGUGAAUUUGAGGAUGAAAGCGAGGAGAAACUAGAAGACGGUUACCAUGAAGAUGCGGACCAAGACGAACUGGAGGAGAUGCAGAUGGAGUUAGAGAAAGAAAGAGAACGAGCCGAGAAACGGGAGAAGACAUUAGUGCUCGAGAAGGAUACCUCACCAUCUAAUGAAUUCUUCCAGGAGAUUGCGGAAAGCCUUAAGGCAUUUUCGAGUAUAAUGGUAGAUGUGAAGCUAAUGAGACUAGAAAUGAAAACCAUGAAAGGCAUGUUGCAAGAACUGACAGGGAAGAAGAAGAAAAUGGUGAUGGAGAGGAGGAGAGUGAAAGUAAAAGAUGAUGGUAGUGCAAGGGAUGGAGGGCAGAUGGCAGAUAUGGAGGAGUCGGAGGAGCAAAAGAGAAGAGUGCUCGAUGAGAAUGACUUAGGGGAUAGAGACAUUGAGGGUAGGAAUGAGAGAGAAAGCGUGGAUUGCUCUGUGGAUAACAACCGUGAGGGUGGUGCCAAGGGAUAUGCGGAAAUGGAUGAGUUCCAAAAGCUGGAUACCAUGCAGAAUGUUGAAGUAAGAAGACCAGGUAGAGGCAUUAUAUCAAAAUUUGAAAGAAGAAGUGUAGAGCAGGAUCCAGGCAGAGAGGUGAGGAAGAGGAUAGUCAAGAGUAAAGAGAGUUUGAGGAAAGAUGUGACAGAGAAAAAAUGGGAGCCAUUAUCAGAACAAAUGAUCUCUGAAUUGCAUGGAAGGGCUAGAAAUAGGGCUGUUUUUUCCACGUGUUUAAUAAGGAAACUUAUUAGUGAUGAUGUACUGAUAAACAGCAACUGCUAUGGCAAAGUUCGGAGCAAUUCCAGGAGACCCAACGUUGAACCUAUCAAUCCGGACAUUCUGAUGUACGUCCUGGAAAAAACCUAUGACCAGUAUGGCGUUGAGGAAUCUGACAAAAAAGCAUGCCAUCGUGAAUGCAUUGACUGCAUUGAUUCUCAUUGUAGAGGUGUGUUUAAAAGGCACAUGGCUGGGGAGUCUAAAAGUAGGACAGAUAGGAUGAAGCCGUAUGUGGGAACAGGGUUAGAACAGGAAUGGAAGCCAUUAUCAGAAGAAAUGAUCUCUGAAUUGCGUGAUUGUUCUAGAAAUAGGGCUACUUUUUCCAGUUAUGUAAUAAGGGAGCUUAUUAGUGAUGAUGUACUGAUCAACAGCAACUGUUAUGGCAGAGUUGUGAUCAAUUCCAGGAGACCCAACGUUAAACCUAUCCAUCCAGGCAUUCUGAAGUACACCUUGGAAAAAACCUAUGACCAGUAUGGCGUUGAGGAAUCUGACAAAAAAGCAUGCCAUCGUGAAUGCAUUGAAUGCAUUGAUUCUUAUUGUAGGGGCGUGCUUUCAAGGAAAAUAAUAAAGGAGUCUAAAAGCACUACAGGUAGAAAAGAGGGGAAUGAGGGAACAGGGUUAGAAUCGGAAAGAACUGGGUCACCAAGGAAUAAUGAUUCAGGAGUUGGAAAGGUGGCUAAUGGUAAAGGAAGAAGUGUAAAGAGUUGGUUGUCUAAAGCAGAGAUUACCAUCAUUCGCAGAAAGGUUUUCUUGAAUUCAACUGCCAAGUUUGCGAGAAAUCUCUUGAAGAAGCUUGUUAGCGAUGAUAUUCUGAUGCACAGCAACUGCUAUAACAGAUAUCGCAGUGAUUACCCAAGACGGAAGAUUGACCCAGACAUCCUGAGGUAUGUUUUGGAGACGACGUAUGAUAAAUUUGAUGUGGAUGUAUCAAUGAAGAAGGAUUGUGACCGGGAGUGCGUUGAAUGCAUGAAUGCCUACUGUAAGCGCCUGCAUGCCAAGGUGAGGACGAGUCGAUCCAAAAACGAAAGAGAUGAGGAAGGGAUGGAUGCCAGUAAGGAAGCAGAUAGAAAUGAGUCACCGAGGAAAGGCAAGAACUUGAGAGAUGGAGACACCAGCAUCAAACAGGAUGAAGAUGGGACAAGGGUAGAGAGUGAUGUUCGGAAGGGAGGAGGGGCAGAGGAGAAACUACCAUGGGAAAAGCUGUCAGAAAAAGAAAUUACAGAUGAGUGGAGGGACGCUGCAAUAAGGUCGUGGGGAACAUUUGCAAGAACCAUCUUGACAAAGCUAGUUGACAAUGAUGUGCUAGCACGUAGCAGGUGCUUUCAAGGUGCAACAAGAGAUAGACUUCCGAUUAACUCUGCCCUUCUUCACAGGAUUCUAGAGCUGACAUAUGAUGCCUUUGGUAUCGAUGAAUCUAAUAAGAAGGUUUGCUAUGAGAAAUGCAUCAGCUGUAUAGAUUUAUAUUGCAUGAAUCUGUUCUUACAAAAUAAAAAAAAAAGAGAAGAAGAAAGGAUAGAGAAGGGGAAUGAAGCAGAAGAGCCCGAGUUGCUGGAUACCAUAGCAGACCCAACAGAUGAAGUAGCAGAUGCUACACAUGAUGAAGACAAGAACAGCAGUGGAGAAAGAUCUCUGUCCAUCCCAUCUACAAACCAAAGAGAAUGGGAAAUUGUAGGUGCAGAGAAGCAAGCAGAAAGGCCCAAGUUGCUGAGGAAUGAUGAAGACCGGACAGAAAGAGAUUUUGAUUCCAGACACACUGAAGAUGGGAGCAGCAGUGUUGGAAGUGAUGCAGUGAAUGGAGAAGUGAUUGUUGCAGAUGGGGAGGAAAGUGUAGGAAAAAGGGAAGACAGUGUAGUAAGGAAUCGAGAAGAUAGUGUUUUAGGGGAUGGACAGGGAGUUGUUGAAGGGGCUAGAUUACCCUGGGAAAAGUUGUCCGACUAUGAGAUCAGCAGCAUAGCCACACGAGCAAGAACAAGUGAAUACUUUGCCAAAUGCCUCAUGACGAAGCUUGUGAGUGAUGACAUUCUCAUAAAUAGCAGCUGUUCUGGAGAGAGAUCUUGGGAGGACUACAUAUGCAGUAGACCCCCAGUCCAACGGAUCGAUCCAGGUACCCUUAAUUACGCACUAGAGAUGACAUUUGAUGUGUUUGCCAUCAAUGAAUUCGAGAAGCAAAAGUGCAACCAGGAAUGUAUCAUUAGCAUCAAUGCGUAUUGCAGAGACCUCUUCAGAAAAUCCAUGAAGGGGAAGUCAGGAAAUGGAGCGGAUGGAGAAGGUAUAAAUGAAGGGAAGGAUAUCCAUGAAACCUGUCAUGAUAGAUGUACACCGGAGAGAAGCGUGGACUUGCUAAAUAGUUGUAAAGUGGAGACAGACAAGGAAGGGACUGUUACAGACAAAGAGGCUGAGAGAAGUGAAAUGUCAUGGAGUGAUAAAGAGUACGAUGAUGAGCUUGGUUGGUACAGUGACUUCAGUCCUGGUGAAGCUAAUGACAUGAUGGAACACAAUCUAAUGAGUGAUGGAAGUGAUGAAGAAGGAGUCCAUGAAGUAGCGAACGUAGGGAGAGAAAAGACAUUAGAGAGUGAUGAUGAUUCUGGAGAUAAGUGUGUUGGGUAUAGUCCAAAUGAAAGUGAAGGUAGGAUGGCAAAUGAAACUGCGAGGUGUGAAAAAAUUGACCAAAGAGAUGAUGUAGUAGUUAAAGUAAAGGAGGAGAAACCGAUGGAGACUGACAGUGGUUCUGGGUACUGCCCAAGGGAAGAUAAAGGUGAAAAUGAAGUGAGGAUGAAGGGAAGUGAUGACAGAAGAGACCAGGAGGUAGUGAAUGCAAUGAAAGGAAAACAAUUGGAUAAUAUAUCACAGGAUGACAUUGACAUGAGCAGACGGUUUGACUUGAACCGUGAUGUUAGUGUGGACAGAGGCAAGGAUGGGAUGGGUGAGGACAGAGAAGCUCAAAGUAGUAAGGCAGUUGGUCCUGGCAUUUCGAAGUGCAGUGUAAGGAAAGAUGCCGGGGUAGGAAAGAAGGAAGGAAGUGGUUUGAUUAAUGAAGAUAAGACAGGAGAUGAAGUAGGAGUUCAUGGUACAAAGAGACAGUCCUGGGUGCCUUUAUCUGAAGACAUCAUCAUCAAAAUACGGGCUAAGUCCAAAUCAAGGGGGAACUUUGCCAAAAUUGUCCUUACAAAUAUCCUGGAUAAUGCCAUUCUGAGAAAAAGUAUCUGGAGUGUGGGAGCAGCAUUGGGUAAGAGAUCCCAUGCCCAACCAAUUGAUCCAGACAUUCUGAGGUAUAUCUUGAACACCACAUAUGACAUGUAUGGUGUUGAAGAAUCUGACAAGGAAAUUUGUGAACGAGAAUGUGCGAGUCAUGUUGAUUCGUACAUCAGAUUACUGUCCUAUAUGGCAGAGCCUAAAGUAGGUCCUGGUAAUCCAUUGUCUACAAAGGAGCUCUGGAUCUUGCAUGAUAAAUCUAGUAACCGGGCCUGUUUCGCUAGGCGGCUCUUGAACAAGUGCAUAAGCAAUGACGUUCUGAUGAAUAGCAACUGCACUGGGAAGACACUACAAGCAUCUAAGAGAUCUAACGUCCAAGCAAUCGAUCGUAGCAUACUAAAAUAUGUUCUGGACACAACAUAUUGUAUAUAUCAUGUGCCUGAAGCAGCCAGGGUGAUAUGCAAAAAUGAAUGCACCUUUUACAUUAAUAAAUAUUGUCGGGAACUGCAUCGUCAAACAAGAAAGAAGCUAGAGAAAGUAGGAGACGCGAGAGCUGUGGAUGAAAAAAUACAGAAUAAGAAGGAGUCUGUAUUGAAUGAUAGUGAUGCUGAUGAUGGGUUGUUGGAGUACAGUCUUAGUGAAGAUGAAGAAGGGGAGGAGGAGGAAGAAGAGGAGGAAGAAGAAGAUUCUGAUUCAGAUUCUGAUUCAGAUUCUGAUUCUGAUUCUGAUUCUGAUUCUGAUUUUGAUUUUGAAAAUGUCUGAUGAAUUUAGAUGAAUAGAAUGGAAAUGGUGAAAGUAAAGGAAAGGGAGUACGAUGAGGGAGAGAAGAUUAAGAUGAUUGGUUCGAUCAAUAAAGACACGAGUCUAUAGAGAACGAAUAACAAUUUCAGUAGUUAGUAAUAACUACUGUGUUGACAUUAUUUACAUCCGCUCAUGUGCUAAAUCAGAAACAAGGAUUUUUGCUAUGUCAUGAGGGAGCGAUUUUUUUAACAGGAGGGAACCAAUCUUUUGUUAUUUCUUUUCUUGUUUCUUCAAUUUCAUCAGUGUCUGGGGUAAAGAUAUUUGCUUUAAUGAUUCUUGUAUUCACAGUGUACAGCUUUGAUGUACAUGAACCUGUACACUGCCUAUCUGAUUCUGUGGACAAUAAAUUGCAUUUUCAGAUUAUAACAUUUUAAAGGUUAAUUUGUUUAUCUUGUAUGAUAAAAAGGCACUUUGUAACUCUAAAAAAUGCCAGAAAGAAAAAGUGAUAACAUAAUGUUAUAGAAAGCAAGCUCCUACAUUGUGUGACAAUGUUACAUUAUUUCUUUGCAAUUACUCUAGCUUAAUGUUUUUUUGUUGUUGUACUUUAUGGUUAAAAUUACAUUUGUACUUGUACAUGCAGGGUUCUUGUAUAUAUGGAGGAUUCUUGUUGUAUCAAAAAUUGGGAUUGAUAAUUCUGUUUAUUUAGCCUGUGUAAUUUUCCAUCAAAUUUUGAGGGGCAUCAUUUUUUUCUUCAAUUAUUUCAGUCUUUUGUCUCGACUGGACAUAUUUACAUAAUGUACACAGUAACAAAAGUAUGAGAAAUCAUGCUUUUACCCAAAGCAGUUAAAAUGUUUUUCAUGGCUACAUUCCAUUAUCUUUUGAUCAGGAAGGAUUUACCCAUAAUUCAUGAGUAGAGAGAACUAAAUCACUGAAAAAGAUGACUUCAUUUCUCAUGCAGUGCAUUGUGUCAUUUAUGAAUAAGAUGGGUGAAUUAAAAAUUAGGCAUGGAAGUCACCAAAUAGGCAAUGCAGCAUUUUAUGAAACAAUUGAAUUAUUUUUUUGCAUUUUGCAAUUUUCAUUCUCAUUAGUUUAUUUAAUAUACAAUUUCAUUUGUCUGAUAGUUUGUCAUUGGGAAACCUUAAUGCAGCUUCAGAAGCCAACUAUAAACCUUUUAGAACAUUCUAAACUUAAACAAGGCAGAGUAUGAAUGUGGAUCAGAUUGCAAAGCAUAAUAUUUCUCUGGUUAAUGUUCCUUCGUAGCUAUGUAGACCUAUACAUGUCAUACAUGUACAGCAUGUUGUAAAUAUUUAUUGAAAUUCUUGCCGUACACUGGCACUUCUCAAAAAAGCAUAGUCUGCAGGCAAAUAAGUCUUUGUGUAGGACGUGUAGAUUUUUUAUAAAUGUUGAUAUUAUUUUGUUUUAGUUUUUAAAAUUAAUACUGGCAUGUGAAAUUGGUGCACAUAUUUGCAAGUACUACUCAAGAGAUAAGAGUUUAUACAGUAGGCUUGCAUUUUUUUUCCUUUAUGUUCUAUUAGAAAAAAUAUCAGCAUGUAAUUUGCUUUAUCACAUUUGUUAUUAAAUUCAAUAUUCUCUACAUUCAUUUUGUAAUAACUCAUAUUUGAAUGAUGAAUUUUGUGUUCUUUUAGUGUGUCAUUAUUUUGUUGAUAAUGAAUUGUAACAAGGACAAUUGUGGCAAGAAAUUUAUUUUUACAAGAUACUUUCUGGAGUAUUGCUUCGCGCAUUUCCAGUAGUAUCACAACAAUUUACUUGUUCAAACUUGUAAGCUUGAGAUAACAGAAGCUCAAGUUAUUUUGUGGAAAUGUGCCUUACUUGUAUAUCAAGUACCCACAGGUUUGCCCAUAAAGUUGGAACAUUCUUUCAUUAACUCUUUUCAUGAACUUUUUUCAUGAAGUGAUUGCUACAAUGUGGUUUAUUCUUGAUAGAUGCAGUUCAUAUCGUCUCAGAACUUUAUGAUUAAUCUAAAGAGAUUAAUUGAUAAAGUUCUGAGAAGAUAUGAACUACAUAAUCAUGUAUGUACCUUUUGAAGAAUAAACUAUAUUGUCACAAUCACUUCGUGAAAACAGAUAUGAAGAAUUAUUGCAACUUUAUAGUCAACAGUGUAGUUGGGUAGAGUCCACUGAGUAUAGUUUUAUUUUCAAGGAUUUUUACAAGAAAAAGUGAGAUUGUGUUGGGAAUACAUUUGUAAAUUUAUAUCACAUUCCUACUUCAUAUUUUCAGAGCUAGAGAGCAGCAAGUUCCAAUGUAUAUUUGUUGAAUCACUGUUUAAUAAACGUAUUAGCAGAAGUACAAACAUGUCUGUGUCAUUGCAAGUAGGGCAAGUUUUCUACUGCUGUUUGUUGUAAUUAUAUUGGAUAUUCAAUAAAAAGUGCAUUUCUUAAACUUACAAUUUGUUGGUUAUUUCUUUAACUUUAAGGAACAUUUAACAUUUUGUAAAUUUUUCUUUACAGAGGUAAUAUGUGAACCGGGAAUAUACAUGUAGUAUACCGGAGUGGAACCCCCAAAUUUCAGAGCAAAUUACUUGGUCCUCUUUUGUAUAUAAAAAUUCAAGAUAUUCAA